AUGGCCACACACAGCUGAUGGCAAGCGCGUUAGAACGCGCUGUUCUCUAGUCUGAGAUAUAAAGGACAAACUCAAAUCAUGUGGAAUACUUCAUAGCACAUCUGAGGCCAGUAAUCUUUCCGUGGACCUCAACAGACUGCUGAAUCAAAGCGGACUAUCUAUCAUGCAUCCGUUUGGCCGUGAAGAAGAGACCUCCAGACGCGAGCUCUUCGGCUUCUUCACGCGGUGUUUGACGCGCGGUGAGUGGGAGCUCGCGGCAGCCUGCGUGGGUCAGCUCGGCGAUGCGAGCGGAGAUGAUCCCCAUGGCCCACACAAUAUCGUUAAAGCCAUCGUUACCCACCCAUACCCCCUCAGAUGGGAAACAGUGGGCAGCCCUCACAGACUGGCCUGGUAUUGGCUUCAGAUUCUGGAAACACAGACUAAAAUAAAGGUGAGCGGGUCUGUGAAGAGAGAACUGGAGUUCAUGUUGCUUCUCGAGGAACUUGGAGAUGUGCCACUGUCUGUGCUUAAGGAGCUGCAUGAAGCCUUCCUGUACUCUCAGGAAGUAAAGGGAAACAUUCCAGGUGAUUGCACCACUCCACUGAGCGCUGCUGUUCUAUCCUGCCUCCGUUCUCUUUUAAUCCGCCAGCAGCCGCAGCUCUGCCACUCUCUCAUCAGCUUCCUUCAGCACUCAGGCCACUCCAGAGACCACACCUUACAGGAUGUCUUUAUCCAGCACCUCACUGAGCGAGUGAACGUGCCUGUGGAAGAGAGGAAUGAGAAAUGGGUGGAAGAGGUGUGUUCAGCGCUGGCCUUAGCACCAUGGGGGCCAGAGAGGUCAAAUGCUCAGCUAGAGACCCUGUGGAAGGGUUUGUGGUCAGCUAGAGAAGGGCCCAUGACAGAGGAGAGAAUUCUGGGAUGUCUGCUGAGGCCGCAGGGUCAGGGUCAGGGUCAGGGUCAGGCUCAGGCUCUGUUGACGUCGUACAGCUCCACAGCACUCAGGCUGCUCAAAGAGAAACUGCUGAGAGAGGCUCCACAAACACAGGAAAAAUGCUGA
Messenger RNA from Sinocyclocheilus grahami, 1036 nucleotides. Its product is annotated as zinc finger FYVE domain-containing protein 26-like. Gene Ontology annotation, cellular component: centrosome; midbody; lysosomal membrane. The record is from RefSeq and is a predicted model, not a curated record. Lineage: Eukaryota; Metazoa; Chordata; Actinopteri; Cypriniformes; Cyprinidae. The transcript is spliced from 6 exons. The coding region runs from base 164 to 1036 and encodes 290 amino acids. Gene Ontology annotation, molecular function: phosphatidylinositol-3-phosphate binding. Gene Ontology annotation, biological process: mitotic cytokinesis; double-strand break repair via homologous recombination; regulation of cytokinesis.